AUGGCGACCGCUCUUCUUGAGCUCCUCGAUGCGGCUAGUCACAUUAAAUAUCAUGUUAUUGCUCUGCAAGAAACCAAAAGCCGGAGGACCGACGCACGACGAACGAACGAUGGAAUCCUCAUCACUCGUGGUGUCGGCGGCGUUGGUUUCAUCGAGCACCCAUCUGUCAUCCAUCUCAUCGAUUCUCACGAAGUCCUGUCUCCUCGCUUUGCCAUCCCACGCCUACGACAUACGCAUUUGAAGACCAUCCCUAUCGUCAACUGCUACUCUCCGCACUCUACAGCUGACGAAGUAGGGCUCAAUGCGUUUUACGACCAACUUGAGGAAAUCAUCCACAACGAAAGGUCCUUCUACAAAUCCGUUGUUGGAAAUUUCAACGCUAGGCUGGGCGAUGCACANAGAGUUGCGAUUGCGAGCAUGAAAAGGGGUACAACUCCAGGCUCCGACAAGAUCUCAGCCGGGCUACUUCGUGCAGGAGGCUACGAACUUCCUGCGCUUCUCGCAACACAUGACAUCCCAUCGCCAGAAGAAGAAGAUCCCAACCAGUGGAGGAACUCGCGGGUGGUCAUUCUUCACAAGAAGGGAGGCCGAGAUGAUUUUCGCAAUUGCCCCAAAAUAGGCUUGUUAAGUGUGCUUUACAAGCUGUUCACGAAGAUAAUUCUGACCUGCAUAUCGCGAACGCUGGAUGAAGCUCAACUUGUAGAGCAGGCCGGAUUCCGGAAGGGAUUCAGCUGCUUAGACCACAUCCAAGCGGUCGCAAUGAUCAUCGAAGUGAAUUCCAAGUGCCUCUUGUUCACACAUUUGUUGACUAUGAAAAGGCUUUUGACAGCGUCGAAACGAAUGCGUCCCUGUCAGCACUGGUCAAUCAAGGAGUGGACCCUCCCUACAUAA
This is a messenger RNA of Haemonchus placei, 891 nucleotides long. NCBI's taxonomy places the organism in Eukaryota, Metazoa, Nematoda, Chromadorea, Rhabditida, Trichostrongylidae. The record is from the annotation of a GenBank genome assembly.